This is a messenger RNA of Olea europaea var. sylvestris, 1470 nucleotides long. RefSeq names its product GDSL esterase/lipase At1g29670-like. Lineage: Eukaryota; Viridiplantae; Streptophyta; Magnoliopsida; Lamiales; Oleaceae. The record is from RefSeq and is a predicted model, not a curated record. Bases 90 to 1181 code for a protein of 363 amino acids. The transcript is spliced from 5 exons. Gene Ontology annotation, molecular function: hydrolase activity, acting on ester bonds.
CUUUCAUGCCUUUGUUAUCAUCUCACAUUGCACAACUGCACUUAUAAUUUCAUCUCUCAUUUGUUUAUUUUUGUUUAUAAGUUGCUCGAAUGGGUGGGGAAAUUACGAAAUGGUUGGUGGUACUAGUAUUAAUGGUGAUGAAUCUUGGUUAUGGGGUUAUGGCACAACAAGUCCCAUGUUACUUCAUUUUUGGUGAUUCUUUGGUAGACAAUGGGAAUAACAAUUACAUUGCUUCCUUGGCAAAAGCUAAUUAUAUGCCUUAUGGGAUUGAUUUCCCUCGUGGACCAACUGGAAGGUUCUCAAAUGGUAUAACUGCAGUCGAUGUCAUUGCUGAUCUUUUGGGUUUUAAGGGCUAUAUCCCUCCGUAUACUACUACCCGAGGUCGAGACAUACUCAAGGGUGUGAACUAUGCGUCUGCAGCUGCUGGAAUCAGAGAGGAAACCGGUCGUCAAUUGGGAGCCAGAACUUACUUUGCUGGGCAAGUAAAAAAUUACAAGAACACAGUUUCACAAGUGGCAAAUUUACUAGGCGGUGAAAAGGCAGCGGCAAAUUAUCUGGGCAAAUGCGUGUAUUCAGUUGGAAUGGGAAGCAACGAUUACCUUAACAAUUAUUUUAUGCCUCUCUUCUACUCAACUAGCAGGCAAUAUACCCCUGAACAGUUUGCUGAUGUUCUCAUUCAAGAAUAUUCCCAACAAUUAAGGAAUUUGUACAAUUAUGGUGCAAGAAAGAUUGCCUUAAUUGGAGUAGGCCAGAUUGGAUGCAGCCCAAAUGAAUUGGCACAAAACAGCCCUGAUGGGAAGACGUGUGUACAAAGAAUAAACUCUGCUAAUCAGAUGUUCAAUAACAAACUGAAGUCCCUAGUUGUUAAUUUCAACAAGAAUUUGCCUAAUGCAAAAUUCACCUAUAUUAAUGCGUAUGGGAUUUUUCAGGAUUUAAUUGACAACCCCUCCGCUUUCGGGUUUAAGGUUACAAAUAAGGGAUGCUGCGGUGUAGGGAGGAACAAUGGCCAAGUAACAUGUCUUCCAUUACAAGCUCCUUGCAGAAAUAGAAAGGAAUACCUAUUCUGGGAUGCUUUUCAUCCUACUGAAGCUGCAAAUGUCAUUGUUGGAAGGAGAUCAUACAGUUCUCAAAAGGCUUCAGAUGCAUACCCUAUUGAUAUUCGUCGCCUAGCUCAACUCUGAAGGCCGAGAUCAACAGUUUAGGCAGCAGCACCAUCACCGGGGAAAUAUACAUUAAUCUGCAUACUUAUUUUUCUUAUAGACAUUAUUUUUGAGUAAUUUUGUUGUACUAGAACUGAGUGAAAAUGUGUGUACUACUAUGAAAAUGGUCUUAAGUGUAACAAUUGUGAAAAAUAAGGUGGUGAAUUGAUGAAAGAAUUCAAUUCCUACUUGUUUGUUGUUUUAAUUCACUUUCAAAAAUGCAUUACACAUCGUUCUUUAACAAGUUGAAUGGGAAUUCUAGUACUCAACA